AUGGGAAAUGAGGAAAGUAGGAUCAAUGAAGGGUUAGACAACCUUGGUGUUAACGUCCAGUCCCAAAGUUCAUUAGAGAAACAGAUUGAAAAUGAUGUUCAAAACUAUACGAUCCAACAACAGAUAGAGCAAGAAGAGAAGCGUCUUGAGAGAGCCAAAAAUGCACUUAACAAGUGCUUAAAGAAAAAGAAAUUACUUGAACGAAGACUUAAGCUAACUACUAGAAUAUCUGUCAAAGCCAAACUUCGAGAAGAAAUUGCUUAUCUUGAAGAGAAUGAGGAGUAUACACUAAGACAAGACAUACAAGAUGUCAAACAACGGCUAAAAUCCAAUCUCAAUUCUCUUAAUAGUGAUAGUCAAAAGACAGAAACUGAUCGACGACCUGAUGAAUCAGAGAAAGAUUAUUUAGUUAGGAUAGGUAAGAUAACUGCUUUUGGCUCUUCCAAUAAGUUUAUUAUUGAUAAUGAGGACUACGCCAAUGAUUCCUAUCCAGCUACAAAAAUCAAAAAGGAGGAAGAUCUUGAAGCUUUGGCAGCUGUUCAAAUGACGGAGAAUCUUGACGAUGAAGAGCAUAUCUCAAAUAGCUUUGAUAAUAAUGAUAAUUUUGAUGACACGUAUGUUGAUGAUGAUGAAUAUGUUAAUACUGAUGAUACUAGUAAGGAUGAUGAGAUCUCAGUCCCUGAUACCAGAUUCGCUCACGGACAAACGCUGGAUGAUGGAGACGAACUGAUAUAUCAAAAAAGACUACGUAAAUGGAUUAAACAUAGAUCAUCCAAAAGGACACUUGACAAACACGAACAUCUUCCAGAAUGGCAAAAACCACAUCCCGAAAUCCCUGAUGCAAAGCUUAACAAUGAGUUCAAGAUUCCUGGUGAAAUAUUCUCUCUCCUUUUCAAUUACCAAAAAACAGGUGUACAGUGGCUUUAUGAGCUUUUUCAACAGAGAAGGGGUGGUAUAAUUGGUGAUGAAAUGGGGCUAGGAAAAACUAUUCAAGUAACAGCAUUCUUAGCAGCAUUACAUCAUUCUAAUCUCCUUUCGGGACCUGUUUUGAUUGUUUGCCCGGCAACUGUGAUGAAACAAUGGUGUAACGAAAUUCACCAAUGGUGGCCCCCAUUUAGAGCAGUUAUAUUACAUUCUAUUGGGGCGGGUAUGAAUGAUAAAAGUAACUUGACAGAAGAUGAAAUCGAAAACAUGAUAAUUAAAUCAGAACUUGAAAACACAGACUUUCAUGAUUAUGAAAAUGCCUCAAAAUUGAAAAGUAAGGUAGAAACUGGCAUGCAUAUGCAGAAUCUUAUAUCAAAAGUUGUUGCAGAUGGACAUAUCAUUAUUACAACUUAUGUUGGACUCCGUAUACAUUCUGACAAAUUAUUAAAUGUGAACUGGUCAUAUUGCGUUCUUGAUGAAGGUCACAAAAUCAGAAAUCCGGAUUCUGAAAUAUCUCUGACUUGUAAAAAACUGAAGUGUAAAAACAGAAUUAUUCUUUCUGGUACACCCAUUCAAAACAAUCUUGUUGAAUUAUGGUCAUUAUUUGAUUUUAUCUAUCCAGGAAGGUUAGGUACUUUACCCGUCUUUCAGCAGCAAUUUGUACAACCUAUUAAUAUGGGUGGUUAUGCUAAUGCAACAAAUACACAGGUUCAAACUGGAUACCGUUGUGCUGUUGCUCUAAGAGAUCUUAUAUCACCAUAUCUUUUAAGAAGAGUCAAAGCUGAUGUGGCUAAAGAUUUACCUAAAAAGAAGGAAAUGGUUUUAUUUUGCAAACUGACAGAAUUUCAAAGACGAAAGUACCUAGAAUUUUUAAGUUCUGACGAAUUAAGUCAAAUCAAAGGAGGUAAAAGACAUGUGCUUUAUGGUAUCGAUAUUCUAAGAAAAAUCUGUAAUCACCCAGAUCUCUUGGACCGUGAUUAUAUAAAGAAUACUUCGGGAUAUGGUGACCCUAAGCGGUCAGGCAAAAUGCAGGUUGUCAAACAAUUGCUUAAGUUAUGGAAGAGCGAGGGCCAUAAAACGCUGUUAUUUACGCAAUCUAGGCAAAUGCUAGAUAUCUUGGAAGAGUUCAUAAAGUUCAAAGAACCAGAGCUGUCUGACAUACGAUAUUUAAGAAUGGAUGGUACAACUAGUAUUCAGGUAAGACAAACUCUAGUAGAUAGGUUUAAUAAUGAGUCGUAUGAUGUUUUCCUGCUAACUACUCGGGUAGGUGGUUUGGGUGUUAAUUUAACGGGGGCCAAUAGAAUUAUCAUAUAUGAUCCUGAUUGGAAUCCUUCGACUGAUUUACAGGCAAGAGAAAGAGCCUGGAGAAUAGGACAGAAACGAGAAGUAUCAAUAUAUAGAUUAAUGAUUUCCGGAACCAUAGAAGAAAAAAUUUAUCAUCGGCAAAUUUUUAAACAAUUUCUAAUGAAUAAAGUUUUAUCGGAUCCAAAGCAGAAAAGAUUCUUCAAAACUAAAGAACUUCAAGAUCUAUUUAGCUUGGGAGGUGAACAAGGUUAUUCAACUGAAACGUUAAAUGAGGAGGUUGAAAAACAUACUAAAAAAUUAAAAGACGAAAGUACUAAAGAUAGUGAUGAUUUAGAUCAAGUCACCAACUUGGAUGGUGUAUCUAAGUUAGAAAGUUUUUAUGAUGGUAAAGAAGUCUCAGAAUCCAAUAAAGAAGAUGACGAGAGGCUUAUGGAGGGUCUGCUAGGUGAAAAGAGUCUUGAAAAUAUUGCUACGCAUGAGCAAAUGAUAAAAUCCCAUUCGGUAGGUUCAUCAAAAAUUGUUAAAAGAGAAGCUGAGAGAAUAGCAAAUCAAGCGUUGGAAGCUUUAAGAAUUUCAAGAAAAGAGACCAAGAAGUAUGAUAUUGGUACUCCAACUUGGACAGGAAAGUUUGGUACAGCAGGUAAAGUAAACAAGCCCAAUUUGAAAAAAAAUAUUAAGAAAGGUACCGGAUCUGCCAGUAUUUUAUCAAAUAUCAGGAAAGCGAACACUCAAGUAAAGAAAAGUCCGACCGACUCUGAUACUACAAAUGCAGAUACGAAUACAAACAAAGAGAAACUGCUCUCCAUUAUUAACUUUCUAAAAAAACAGGAGAACUUUGAAGCCUCUUCUCGGGAUAUAUUAAAUAACCUUGGCGUCCACAUUAAUGAUGAGGAAGAUCUAAUCAAAACUAGAGCUCUACUAAAAAGCAUAGGUAACUUUAGCAAUAACAAGAAGGUCUGGGUCUUGAAAAGUGAAUUUCAACCAUAG
Molecule: messenger RNA, 3216 nt
Organism: Nakaseomyces glabratus
Lineage: Eukaryota; Fungi; Ascomycota; Saccharomycetes; Saccharomycetales; Saccharomycetaceae
Gene: RAD26
Product: DNA-dependent ATPase RAD26
Biological process (GO): transcription-coupled nucleotide-excision repair
Cellular component (GO): nucleus
Molecular function (GO): ATP binding; ATP-dependent chromatin remodeler activity
Source: RefSeq, a predicted model, not a curated record